Molecule: messenger RNA, 312 nt
Organism: Rodentolepis nana
Lineage: Eukaryota; Metazoa; Platyhelminthes; Cestoda; Cyclophyllidea; Hymenolepididae
Source: the annotation of a GenBank genome assembly
AUGGCUUCCGGAGCCGAAAAGUGGCAAAGAAACAAGUCUCAAUUGUUCUCAAUAACAGCUGCGCAGAGUGGACUCAGUCAACUUCAACCGGAUCGGAUCGAGCGAAUGCCGAGUUUGUUUAUGAAUGGAGUGGCGGCUGAGAACCUUGCCUACCAAUCGCCAGAGUUGAAAACAAACUCCCGCUCGUUUCGACGUUCUCUUCUCGGUGGACUCUUUAGACGAGAUCACGUAAGUCACUUUGGUGACGUUAAUGUCUGGAAAAGAAGGGUGUUCACUCGAUUUGAGCCUUUUUUUGAACCUUUCUAUCUUUAA